UGUGCUCUCAGCUUCAGGUCUGGCUUGUUUGGGUGCUGUGGGCUUUCAGAAUCCGCCCAUGAGCUUUAAAAUGUACUCGGAAGUCUGAGGGGCGUCUGUGCUCAAACACAUCAGUCAGUUUUACCUCAGAGCGAAGCGUCGAGCAGCUCGAGCAGGAUGGCUUUUUUUCAGUUGGAUGAUUUUUUGGCUGGAUGGAUCGGAGGUGCCUCCAGCGUGAUUGUAGGACAUCCACUCGAUACAGUUAAGACACGUUUACAAGCAGGCAAUAGCUACAAGAACACCUUCCACUGUGUUGUAACCAUCUACAAAAAAGAAACCGUUGCUGGCUUUUUCAAAGGCCUUUCCUUCCCCCUGGCAAGCAUCACUCUCUACAACUCGUUGGUGUUUGGCUUCUUCAGCAACUCUCAAAGACUUAUUAGCAAACUUCGUUAUGGUGACGGGAGGCACCCGUCUGGCCUGCUAGACCUGACUGUGGCUAGUAUGAUGACCGGCUUUGUAUCAGUAGGCAUCGGAGCCCCUGUGGACCUGGUCAAAAUCAGGCUGCAGAUGCAAACACAGACCAUUCUCGCAGAAAACGUCACCCUUGCUGGCAAUGGCAGCGUCCCUCUUCGCUCAGUAGGUCUGCAGUCCCAGCCCAUUUAUAGAGGCCCCAUUCACUGCAUUAGCAGCAUUUUGCAGAAUGAAGGAAUCCAAGGGCUCUACAGAGGAGCAGGAGCCAUGUUACUGAGAGAUGUUCCUGGCUAUGCCCUUUACUUUAUCCCCUACACGCUGCUCUGUGGCUGGUUAAACCCGAAUGGCAACACCUCUCCUCACCCCUGCACAAUAUGUCUUGCUGGAGGAUUGGCAGGCUCCAUAUCCUGGGUCACCGCAACGCCAGCAGAUGUGGUAAAGAGCCGAUUGCAGGCAGAUGCCAUGCACGACCGGAAAUAUAAAGGAAUUGUUCAUUGCAUUCUACAGAGUUACAAGACAGAGGGAUUACAUGUUUUCUUCCGUGGUGCUACAGUGAACGCUGUCAGAGGAUUUCCCAUGAGUGCUACAAUGUUCCUGGUUUACGAACUUUCACUCAAGUUCUUUCGAGGAAACUAACCUUUCCAGAGCUCUCCCUAACACAGAGACUUAUACGUUCUUAAUAUGGAUAAUAUUCAUCCAAGAUUCUACUGUUUACCAGCAUCUGCAUGUAGGUUGGGUACAGUAGAUGUUGAUACUUUGCUACAGUGUCAUUUGCACUUUUUAUGUAUUUUCUUAUAUUAAGAAAUUACAGAGACAAGAAUAAGAUAUAACCUAUAUGUGUUAAACUUGGUUUUACCAGAGAAUUUUAAUGUGUGUAUGUGUAUGUGAGUCAGCAUACUAAUUUUUAUAUUAUGUCUAAUGGUUACAUGUCUUAUAAAUAUACAAACUAUAAACACUUAUACUGCUAUUGGAGAAAUGAUCAGUGUUGCUUAACAGUUAACCUGUCUUAAGAUACUUGUUUUGCAUGAUUCUAUCCUUUGUAGAUACAAAAUAUCAGAAACAUGAAAUUUAUAUUUAUAUUGUGAAUAUGGUGCAAAUAUGUAAAUACAAGAAAUGGCAUUCCAUAAAGAGAUGCAGUGCAUCUGGAAAGUAUUCACAGUCCUUCACUUUUUCCACAUUCCAAGUUAUGUUACAGCCUCAUUCUAAAAUGGAUGACGUUAUUUUUUUAGUCAAAAUUCUCUACACACAAUACCCCAUAAUUACAAAGUAAAAAGGUUGUCACUAUGUGGUAUUAUCAGGGUUUAUAUGGUCAUGAAAAACCUGUAAAUGUCAUGGAAUUUUUUAAAUAGCUAUUUCCAGGCCUGGAUGAGUUUUGAAAAAAUUUAAAUAGCCAGAAAUGUUUUGAAAAUCAUGAAAAUCUACAAAUAUUUGUGUUUUGUUAUCUAUUGACGGAGAAAAGCUUUUGUGCUAAAAACACAUUUUAUUAUUGAAUAUUGUAUUAACAUUGCUUAAAGAAAUGUUUAUUUUAUUAAAAAAAAUAAUUUU
Messenger RNA from Astyanax mexicanus (Mexican tetra), 1995 nucleotides. It is a transcript of the gene slc25a48, whose product is annotated as solute carrier family 25 member 48. NCBI's taxonomy places the organism in Eukaryota, Metazoa, Chordata, Actinopteri, Characiformes, Acestrorhamphidae. The transcript is spliced from 7 exons. The coding region runs from base 157 to 1086 and encodes 309 amino acids. Gene Ontology annotation, molecular function: transmembrane transporter activity. Gene Ontology annotation, biological process: transmembrane transport. Gene Ontology annotation, cellular component: mitochondrion. The record is from RefSeq and is a predicted model, not a curated record.